AUGGGGAUGAGAACCCCCAACCAACACUCCCCACAGGGCUCCCCGUGGCUCUGUGUCCCCCUCCCACACCCACACGUGGGCACCCCGGGGCCCAGCACGCUGCGGCGUCUCCGUACCUGGCACCGGCUGCCUCGGCUGCCCAGCGUGCCAGAUCCGUGCCCCGACUGCCAACGGGCUCCGUGGCAGCGCAGCCAGCCGGGGGCACGAGCCCUGGCAGCCGUGUUGGACUGGCCUGUGAAAGGCACCGUGUGCAGCAACGGGACAGGGACACGGGGUUCAGGAGCAUCCGUGGGACGGGAUGCGGGGCUGCGCGGGACGAUCCUUCUCCCGCCGGGGUCCGUGCUGGGGCCGGUGCGUCACGGGGCGGGCGCGUCGGGGCCGGCGCGUUACCGGUCCCGGCACAUCACCCCACCGGCUGCCACAGCAACGGGGCCCGGCCCCGCCGGGAGGGGAGACCCCCCUUCCCCCCCUUCCCUUCGGGCUGCGGGGCUCGCCGUGAGCCGCGGCUGCAGGGAGCGGCCCCGGCUCCGCGGGAGCCUCCGCGCCGCGCCGGGCUGUGCCGGGGACGAGCCGCCCCGCGUGGGCGGGCUGCGCGGCUCUAUAAGGCAGCUCCGCGGCGGCGGCCGGCGCGGUGCCAUGUGCGCCCCGGGGCUGCUCUGCCGCCUCCUCCUUCUCCUCCUCCUGCCGCUGGCAGCCGCCCCCGGAGCGGCCCCCGGCACCGCAGCGGCCCGGACGGGACGGCCCCGUGCCCGCCGCGGGCUCACCUACCCCGGGACGCUGUGGUGCGGCGCGGGCAGCAACGCCGAUGCCUACGAAGAGCUGGGGGAGCACCGAGACACAGACCGGUGCUGCCGGGACCAUGACCACUGCCAGCACGUCAUCCACCCCUUCACCCUCCGCUACGGGUACCGCAACCUGCGCUGGCACACCAUCAGCCACUGCGACUGCGACCACAGGUUGAAGGAGUGCCUGCAGCAGGUGAACGACACGGCCUCGCGGGUGGUGGGCCAGGCCUUCUUCAAUGUCAUCCAGGUGCCCUGCUUUGAGUUUGCCUACAAGGAGGAGUGUGUGGAGCCCUACCUCUAUGUCUGGUGCAAGACCUACAACACGGUGGCCAUCGCGGUGCCCAGGGAGCCAGUGCUGUACGAGUUCGGUGGGGAGCUGAUUGACAGGGCAGCGAGGCCCGAGGUGGGGGUCCCUCUGGGCCCCCCCUGGAGCAGCACAGGCGGAGGAGCUGUCUCGGAGGAGCAUCACCCACCUGCCCGCCCGCUGUUUCCCCCCAAGGCAGCCAAGAAAGAGAGGAAGGGGAAAAAGAAAGACAAGAAAAAGAAGGGGAAAGGUCUGAAGCAGAAAAGCCCUUCCAAAACUGGAGAGCUGAGGCAUUCCACAGCUGCUGGCCCCAUGGGGCUGGGCCCACGGGCCCCACCGCCAGACCUGGGGGAAGCAGCCAAUGCCAUCCUGAGCGAUGCCCCAGCACAGGACCCAUCCCCGGUCCCCACCGCCAGUGGGAAGAGGAAGAGGAAGGAGAGAAACAGAAAGAAGAGGCUGAAAAGCAGAAUCCAACACCUCCCUGCUAAGGAGCUGCUCCCAGUCACCUUCCCGUCAUCCUACAGUUUCAUAACAUAA
Colius striatus (speckled mousebird) is the source of this 1626-nucleotide messenger RNA. RefSeq names its product protein interacting with cyclin A1 (gene PROCA1). Lineage: Eukaryota; Metazoa; Chordata; Aves; Coliiformes; Coliidae. The coding region runs from base 1 to 1626 and encodes 541 amino acids. The record is from RefSeq and is a predicted model, not a curated record. The transcript has 6 exons. Gene Ontology annotation, biological process: arachidonate secretion; phospholipid metabolic process. Gene Ontology annotation, molecular function: A2-type glycerophospholipase activity.